Molecule: messenger RNA, 8083 nt
Organism: Lytechinus pictus (painted urchin)
Lineage: Eukaryota; Metazoa; Echinodermata; Echinoidea; Temnopleuroida; Toxopneustidae
Product: histone-lysine N-methyltransferase MECOM-like
Exons: 6
Coding region: 146-2671 (841 amino acids)
Biological process (GO): regulation of transcription by RNA polymerase II
Cellular component (GO): chromosome
Molecular function (GO): protein binding; chromatin insulator sequence binding
Source: RefSeq, a predicted model, not a curated record
GCAGUCGAAGACACCAUUGUUCCGAGGUCAUCAAGAUGAAGCAUCGAUUUGAUGAUUUUUGUCUUGGUAUUUUCAGAUUUCCCUACAACAGAGCAACUUAGGAGUUCUAUCGACAAUGAAAUCAACAAUUUGGCCAUUGUGAACCAUGGAAAGUCACUAUCCGCGUGGUCUCUUCUGCCCUGAGAGAGAGGAAGAAGAAUGUCGGCAACACCAGCAACCUCUGCAGCAACCACCACCACCACAUCAGCAACAUUUUGCAUCUUACUCCAUUGACCUACCAUACCAUGCUCAUUCACAGCAUCAGUCCGAGUUCCCGUUGGAUCAACCUUUCAGAGCAUUUUCUCAAAGUCAUCCAGCGGCUCCUAUGUUGAGCAUGGUCAAACAUGAUUCUGGCCAUGUUGCUCCAACCCAAAUCCUCCCACAGCCAUCGCUUCCUGUCAGAGGUCAAAGGGUCAAACCGUCCUCCGUUUUAGCCAACUAUCCUCUUGCCAUCAACCAGACACAUAAAGCAUUUGAAGAGAGAAACAUUCCACCCAUCACACCUCAUGAAGAUGUUUCAGGGAGAAACACUUUGCCAGUUGCACUCCCUCUAUCGGUUGUUCUGAGCUGUGAUGGAGCAAUCGCAACUCCAACUUGUGAAUCUAUUGUAGCAAGGGCCAUGCCACUGACUACUUCUCAGAGCUCGGUUCCAGAGAGGAAUAUUCAGCCGACUUCAGUUCUUAAAUCUGUUGUAGAAAGCAGAAGUCUCCCCAUCACUCUCAACAAAUCUGCACAAAGUAGCGACACACAGCAACAAGACCAACCAGCUCUUGUAUCUACUCCUUCAUCGCCGUGCAGUAGGAGUAGCUUUACCGAAUCACAACCGUCAUUAUCCCAACAAGUUCAUGCUAGUCCUCCAUUCCCAGAUGACCCAGUCUCCGAUGCGCCUCUCCUUGCCACCGUCCAUCUCAAAAAGACAGUCCCCUUAGAUCUUCCAUCGUCUUGCGCAUUACAUGUAUCGAAGGAGAAUGAUGUCAUUAGGGUGGUUGCCAAGGAGAUGAUGGAAAAGGGGGCGGAGUUUGGACCCAUUAAAGGAUCACUACUAGAUGUAGAGGAGGGAUGGUCUAAGGAAACAUCAUGGGAGAUCUGUGUCUCGGGUAGAGUGUAUCACUACAUCGAUGGGCGUAAAACAUGGAUGUCUCACGUAAGAUGUGCACAGAGUGAAGAAGAACAGAACAUGGAAGCCUAUCAAUUCUAUGGUGAAAUCUACUUUAGAAACACAAAGGUCAUUGAACCAGGAAGCGAACUCAAGGUCUUCUAUGGCAAGGAGUACAUGAAGCAUAUUGGAAUCAAGACAGAAUUGAAUGAACUUGAUUUUGACCAAGAUGCACAAAAGUUCUGUUGUAGUCUCUGCAAGCACCUGUUCAGCUCAUCCAAAAUGAUCUUGAGACAUAUUACAUGUGAACACACCGAUGGCAAAGAGAAAGACAAACUGUCCUUAAAAUCAAGGAAGAUAGGAGUGAAGAAACACAUCAAGGUGACAAUCGGCUCUAAACAUCUCUUCAAGGCAAGGAAGAGAACUAGGAAGAAGAAAGAUAGUGAGUUCAAGUGUGAAACCUGUAAGAAAGUCUUUGCUUCCUCGGGCAGAUUGAAGGCUCACGAACAAUUUCAUGAUUAUGAUCAGGACCAUACUUGUCCCGUGUGUGGAAAGAGACAGAAGAACGCCCAAGCAUGGGCAAAGCACAUGAUGCUGCACAAACCAGUAAACGAAGCCAGAACCCACAAGUGCAGCGAAUGCAACGGAAGGUACAAAUCGAAAGCUGCACUCCGGAAGCAUGCGCACCAGAUCCAUGGGUACCCUUGCCGGCUGUGUUCGGAACGGUUUGCACGAAGGGGUGACUGCAGGAAGCAUGAACUUACCCACCAAGCCUUCAUACCACCACCUGCUGCUGUGGAAUAUCUUGUUGCAGAAGCCGCUCCUGAUAAGCCUUUGGACAUGCUUGGUAAAAGUGCCAAUUAUCACCAGCUACGGUACCAGUGCAGGUACUGUCCAAAUAGAUACAGUGACCACAGAACAGCCAAAAUCCAUGAAAGGGAGGUUCACACAAGAGAAGGAACGUUCAAAUGUAGCCAGUGCACGAAGGUCUUCAGCUGUGCAAGUCGUCUCAAAGCCCACCUCUUGAUCCAUGAGCAGACUUACAUAUACCGCUGCACGUUUUGUCCAAGGAGCUUUGCAUCGGAAAGCGCCCUCAACAGUCACCAAGGAGAGCACAACGGACUGAAGCCAGUGAAGUGCGACGUCUGCGGGAAAGGAUUCAAGAGCAGGAGGCAGUUCCUUGCACAUAAACGACGUGUCCACUCGAACCGUCCGAAGCGCUACUUCUGCUCGUUUUGCAGUUUUGGGUUUGCCGAGAGGAGCGACUUGAGGAGACACGAGGAGCGCCACCGGGGAAUUCGACGGUAUAGUUGCCCGGAGUGUGAAAAGACUUUCACCUCCAACACUUCCCUCACUGCUCAUGUCCAAGCUCUGCAUAGUAAGGAAAAACCAUUUUCAUGUGCAAUAUGUGGGAUAUCUUUUGCCUUGAAUUACAAGUAUACAUUACAUAUGGUCAAACACAAUUUACAGGUCAAUGGGAGUAGUAUCUCAGAAUGCAGUACUAGUACUACAGCACCAGAAAUUGUUAGUUCUUAAUAGAGUCUCCCGCCAGAUGAAGCCUGACUAAAGCUUUGUUAUUAAAGGGUCGGUAAUAUCAAUUAUGUUCCAAGUAUCAUCUUGCAUGAGAAUUUCACAGAAGCGUAGUAGCUGUUGAAUCUUUUGUUCAAAUGCCAAUUCUUUGUGAAAAUUCAGAGGGUUUAAUAUCUGCAUUCUGUAUCUAGCACCUUUUCUCAGCAAUGUUUUUUUUCCUUAAAAAAAGGAGAGAUUUUGAUCACUUAUUUCACAAACUUGGUGACUGAAUAUCAGAAAGAAAUUGACAAACAUGCUAUCCUGAAAGUUUUUGUUUCCAUGUACUCCUGCCAAUUUGGAGGAAACAGAAGCAGUAAAAGUUUUUUUAACAAAAAAAGGGGGAUUUAUUGCCAUAACCUACAUACAAUACAUGUAUUAACCUCUUUGACUUUAGAUCUGCACUAAGUUUAAUUUCCUGUUUCUUACUUAUGCACACUGGAGACCUUGUGCAGGCAAUGUUCUACUUGGCGCCAUUCUUGCCUCGGACAAGAAUAUUGUCAUUAUCUCUUUCUAUAUUCCAAGCCUUGUAGAAUUAAUUUGAUUGUCUUUCAGUAAUAUCUGGCACCUAAUUUAUGUUGAAUGGCGUAUUGAAAGUGCACAGCUUUGAGCUUUCGUCAUCAAGAUUUAAUUCCCAAUAUCGGCACUGCUUCAAAGGCACCAAAAGACCUAGCAAUGGGAAUGUUUAAUACAAUUAACUUCUCCAGUUUUUUUAAAAAAUACAUAAGUAAAACACAUAAUGUGAUAAAACAUUAAAAACAUUGGAAGAUUGAGAAAAAAACAAAUCAAGCGAAAGUAUAAUAUACAUUUUAACAUUUAAAUAGCACUUCUUCAUAUAAACAUGCUCAAAGCGCUUUACGAUAUAACAUAACAAUGAAUUAUUUUACUCUCAAGGUGCUUACAAUAGAUAUAGUGUAUGUCACAGAGAAAAUGUGUUUUUAGCUUGCAAACCUACUGUUUACUGUUGAAUUGAAUAAUAUUGCCGUUGUAUUCUUACUGUUUUAGCUUUCAUAGUUUAGUGCAGCUUAAGAUGAAAGAAACUUUUCAAUGACAUCUGCUGUUGGAAUUUUGAUGAAGAUAUAUUCCUCCAUCAGAUGCGUUAGUUCGUCCUUGGCAUGUACCGUACAUGUUUGAUUUCAUUGUCUUGCUGAGUAGUUUAGUCAGGUAAGAUUGAACAAGCUUUUCAGUUUCAUCACCUCUGCUGACGGAAUUUUGAUGAAGGUCCAUAUUCCUCCUCCAUAUGCUUGGUCCUUUUGAAUGGAGAUGUUUUAGCUCAUCUUUUAGCUGAUCAGAUGGAUGGUUCAUAGAUAUUCUCUCUCACAUACUUUCAAUGAACAUGGUUCUACCCGGUUGUGUCGACUUGGAGCAUUCUCUGCUAGAUGUUGAUGGGUUUGAAAAUUAUUUUGUUAUUUUCUAUGUUUGCAGGAAAUUUCCUUCCUCAGUUGUGUGACUUCUGAAAGUAAGAUCCUGACGCAGGAUGUCAUAUAGGCACUUGAACACCUUUUGGCAUUUCUGGCGAUUGCAUGUUACUUUCGAAGGCUCGAGUCAAUCGUAGUAUGAACUGUUGGUUGAGCCUUUGGGGUGGACCCAAUUGCCACGUUGUGACAGACUGAAGCCUGGUGGUUCUCAAACCUCUGCCUCGUCUUUUCCACUUAACACACCGAAGUCGGAAGCGUGUUACUACUGCUGCUGACGAUGAUGAUGUCCGUCCUUUGUAGCAAAGAUGACCACAACCUUAAAAAAUUUCUUUGGGUUCGAAGAUGGCUAAAUAGACCAAUUAUCAGCCGAAAAAAGUCUAUUGCAGUGUGGGCAAGCAAAGGCGGCAGUCAUGAUACUCUACUUCAGCUCCAGUAAUUUGAAAUCCAGAUGUUCUUGUCAAUGACCGUCUUGUCCGAUUGAUCAAAUUGAUUGAUCAGAGGCCUUUCCCAGUCUAAUUUUGUGCUAUAGUUCAAUAAGGUGCUCUUAAAGGUCCCUUUUCUUUCUUCUGUUACAGUAGGAUCACUUGCAAAUCUUUGAAGGACUGAUGAUGUCUCUUUGGUUUGAUGUUAAAGAAGGAUUUGGGGUGGCAUAGCUCUGUAAAGUUUACAAGGAGCUCCCUGUUGAUGGUAGAUGACUUGCCUGUCUUGCCAUCUCUGUUGCUUCUUUGUGCCCCUGCUGCAGUGUUACAGAGUUCUUUCCCAAGGGGACCUCCUAAUUCAGACGCUCUGGAUGUUUUUUGGCAGAAAACUUUUGGCUCUUUCAAAGCACAUAUGUAGAAAAGGUAAAAGUCUAGAGUUUAGAAUAAUUAUAUAAAAGCCUGUGGUAGCUGUUACUUUGUUAGACUUAAAGCAGUUGGUAGAAAGUAAUUUGUGUGUGAGGUGCACAUCAAACUUUAUCUGACCCAAUUUCUCACUAAAGCUUCCAAAAUAAAAAAGAGUCCAGAACAAAGAGUCUUUGUGCCCCUGCUGCAGCAUUACAGAGUUCUUUCCCAAGGAAACCUAAUUCGGAUGCUCUGUGGGUGUUUUUGGCAGUUAAGUUUUGGCUCUUUCUAAGCACAUCUGUUGAAAAGAUAAAAGUCUAGUUUAGAAUAAUUAUAUGAAAGCCUGUGGUAACUGUUACUUUGUUAGACUAAGCAAUUGGCAGAAAGAAAUUUGUGUGUGAGGUGCACAUCAAAUGCUUCAAACAAACUUUAUCUUACUCAAUUUCUCACUAGAGUUUCCAAAAUAGAGAGUCGAGAUAAUAAACUUGUAGUCUCAAAUUCAGCAGUUAUUAUUGUAAACUUUUCUUAUAAUUCUCAGCAAAUCUUAGUGAAGAAAUCAAUAUUAGAAUUACCUUCAAAGACUUUGGAAAGAUGUCGGGGGAAAAACAGCCAAAAAGAGAUGUCAACGAGAUUAGAACACUGACCAAAUUGAUGGAAUCUAUAUCUAGAUUAAUGUCAAUUGUCAUUGUGGUAAUUAAUUUAUAUGGAGCGUGCAUUUUAUCAAAUGCGCAAUUUAUGUGUGUUGCCAAUGGUUUCUGACAAGAAGUAGCCAUGACCAGCACUACGUCACAGUGGCAAUUUCUUUUACUUAUCGGCACUGCAAAAUGGACAAUUAUGAUGUCACAAUCGAUGGCAAUGGCGUAAAUUCUGCUUGAUAUUUGUUUGGUGAUUCCGUCACAUUGCCCCCCUUUUCUAAAUUGCUGAAAAAUAACAUUUAAAUAUAAACAAAAACAAUACAUUCAAGAAUAUACAUACAAGAAUGAUGUAAAUGAGUUCAUUAAUCUUCAUAAUCAAAGUGAGAGGUAUGGGUCUGGAUGCUUCCCCUCUUCUCGAUGCCAUUGAUGUGAUAAAAUAGCCUUGGUAUUUGACUUUGAUACUCGAAACAUCCUCUUGAAUAUCAACCCUCCCUAGCUGGGGUUUGUUUGGUGAGUUUUAGGGGAUCUGGAGUAGGGAUCUUUGGUACAUUUUUUUGUGGGGGGGGGGGGGGGUGGGACUGACGAAACGGAAAGGUGGAGCUUGGGAAUUCAAUGUAGGGACAGGUGAAGGGUGAUCUGCCUGAGCUUCCUGAUCAAACUCGAACAAUGAUACAGUUUCUAGCUCGAUGAAUACAGUAAGGUAACAAAUUUCUGCUUCCCCUUGCCUGAAUUGCUGGUAUGACCCAACCCAGCGUCUUUUGAUGGUGGAUUUAACUCUUUGUUCUCUUGUCUAUUAAUCAUGGCUAGAGCUUUUGCAUUUGUUUGUCUCAAUUGGAAUCUGGUGUCGGAAGCUCGUUACUGCUGCUAGUUUCAUAUUAUAAUGUAAUAUCGUGAUACUGUUGAUCUCGAGUACUUUGUGAAAACCAGAUGCACUGGGUACGUCCAUGACCGUCUCACUCAUUGAUUGAACAGAGUCCUCUCCUAGUCUAACUUUGCACUGGAAUGGUGAAGGACGUUCUUAAGGGUCCCUUUUCUUCUAAUACAGUAGGAACACUUGUAAAACCUUUGUGAAUUCUAGGGGAGCUGGAGAAGGGAUCUUAAGGUACAGUGUGGCUGGGGGGGACUGACGAAACGGGAAGGUGUCAUAACUACAUGUAAUAUCGUGAUACUCUAGAACUCCAGUACUUUGAAAUCCAAAUGCGCUGGGUGGGUCGAUGACCGUCCUGUCCGAUUGAUCAGAGGCCUUUCCCAGUCCUACUUUGCAUUGUAAUCAAGUAGGACGCUCUUAAGGGUCCCUUUUAUUUCUUCUGUUACAGUAGGAACACUCUGGAAACCUUUGAAGGACUGAUGAUGUCUCUUUGGUUUGAUGGUUAAGAAUGAUUUUCGGUGGUAUAGCUCUGUAAAGUUUACAAGGAGCUCCCUGUUGAUGGUAGAUGACUUGCCUGUCUUGCCAUCUCUGUUGCUUCUUUGUGCCCCUGCUGCAGUGUUACAGAGUUCUUUCCCAAGGGGACCUCCUAAUUCAGACACUCUGGAUGUUUUUUGGCAGAAAACUUUUGGCUCUUUCAAAGCACAUAUGUUGAAAAGGUAAAAGUCUAGAGUUUAGAAUAAUUAUAUAAAAGCCUGUGGUAGCUGUUACUUUGUUAGACUUAAAGCAGUUGGUAGAAAGUAAUUUGUGUGUGAGGUGCACAUCAAACUCUAUCUUACCCAAUUUCUCACUAAAGCUUCCAUAAUAGAGAGUCCAGAAUAGAACAGAAUAGAGAAUGCAGAAUUCUUUCACAAGGGGACCUCCUAAUUUGGAUGCUCAAUGGAUGUAUUUGGUAGUUCAAUUCUGGCUCUUUCUAAGCAAAUCUUAAAAAAAAAGUAAAAGUGAGUUUAGAAUAAAAGCCUGUGAUAACUGUUUCUUUGUUAGGCAUACAUGUAGUAGUUGGAAGAAAGUCAUUUGUGUGUGAGGUGCACAUGAAAUGCUUCAAACAAACCUUAUCUUACCCAAUUUUUCACUAAAGCUUCCAAAAUAGAGAGUUGAGAUAAUAAACUUGUAGUCUUAAAUCAGCAGAUAUUAUUGUAAAUAUUCUUUUCAUAUAAUACUCGGCAAAUCUUAGUAAAGGAAUAAAGAUAACAAUUACCUUCAAAGACUUUGCAAAGAUGUUGGGGAAAAGCAGGAUGUCAAAGAGAUGUCAACGAGAUUUAGCACACAGACCAACACAAUCUACAUGUACAUGACAUAUAUCUAGAUUAAUAACAAUAGUCAUUGAGGUAAUUAAUUUUCAUGGGCCAAAAUGUGGAGGGCACAUUUUAUCCAAUACACAAUUUAUGCAAAUUGCUAAAUGGUUCUAACCAGAAGUAGCCAUGACCAGCGCUGCAUCACAAUGGCAAUUUCUUUACUUAUCAGCGAUGCAAAAUGGACCAUUAUGACGUCACAAUCGAUACCAAUGAUGUAAAUUCUGCUUGCUAUUAUUUGGUGAGUCCGUCACAUUGCCCCCUUUUCUAAAUUGCUGAAAAACAACAUUU